ACUCAGUGCAAAAUGGCGUUUAAGUUCAUUGCAUUUGCUGCUCUUCUCGCUGUCGCCCAGGCUGGUGUUCUACCGGCAGCACCUCUAGCAUACGCAGCUGCGCCCGUCGGAAUCGCAGCUCCAAUCAGUUACCACGCUCCAAUAGCUAAAGCUGUAGUAGCUCCGGUAGCCAAAGCCGUCGUUGCCGAUGAUUACGAUCCUCAUCCACAAUACAAUUUCGCUUAUGAUAUUCAAGACGGUCUCACCGGCGAUAGUAAAAACCAACACGAAGUAAGAGAUGGUGAUGUAGUUCAAGGAAGUUACUCUUUGACUGAUGCUGAUGGUUAUAGACGUACUGUUGAAUACACCGCCGAUCCAAUCCACGGUUUUAACGCAGUAGUUCACAGAGAACCACUCGUACAGAAAGCAAUUGUUACUAAAACAGUUGCUCCAGUAGCUUAUAGUGCGCCUGUAGCUAAAAUCGCUGCUCCUCUUACCUAUGCCGCUCCCGUAACUAAGUAUGCUGCUCCAGUUGCUCAAUACUACCAUUAA
Messenger RNA from Diorhabda sublineata, 531 nucleotides. RefSeq names its product larval cuticle protein A3A-like. The record is from RefSeq and is a predicted model, not a curated record. The transcript is spliced from 2 exons. The coding region runs from base 13 to 531 and encodes 172 amino acids. NCBI's taxonomy places the organism in Eukaryota, Metazoa, Arthropoda, Insecta, Coleoptera, Chrysomelidae. Gene Ontology annotation, cellular component: extracellular matrix.